Molecule: messenger RNA, 1397 nt
Organism: Lolium rigidum
Lineage: Eukaryota; Viridiplantae; Streptophyta; Magnoliopsida; Poales; Poaceae
Exons: 9
Coding region: 133-1071 (312 amino acids)
Source: RefSeq, a predicted model, not a curated record
CUCACACGACCUGGCCCCCUCCUCUUCCACGAAUAGCCAGCCAUACGGAUCACGACCAGAAGAAAUCGGUAUCGGCGAGCCAGACCAACGCAAACCCAAAUCCCCAAUUCGAGCUGCCCACUUCUCCCAAAGAUGGCGGCGAUCUGGGUGGCGGUGGCGGUGAUGCUGGUCGCCACUGCUCAGGUGGUGGCGGCUGCCCCGGUGACGGCGCCGGCUUUCCUCUGGGCGCCCAAGAACUACGGACUCAGUUCUAGUGAGGCUAAAGAAGUUGUCCACUAUCAGACACUCUCCCCAAAGAGCUUAGCUAAAUCUGUUCUCGAGGAAGGUGGCUGGUCUAACUUGGUGUGUUCAAAGGAUGGUCCUCAAAAGAAUGUUGAUGUUGCAGUUCUUUUUCUUGGAUCAAAGCUACAAUCAUCGGACAUCUCUAAAGAUAAACAAGCCGAUCCAGCUUUAGCGGACACACUGAAGCUAUCAUUCUCAAGCUCUGAGCUUUCCAUGGCAUUCCCUUAUGUUGCCAUCUCAGAAGAUGAAGCAUUAGAGAACUCAUUGCUCUCUGGAUUUACUGAGAAUUGUGAGGAUGGCUCCCGAGGAAAUCACAUCACAUACACUGACACAUGCGCUGCAAGCAGUGAAAGUAUGAAGAAACAUUCGAGCAUGGAUUCCAUUCAAGACUUGGUCAAGUCACGGAUGGGAAACAACCCAACUGGACAGACUGAGCUAAUUGUCUUCUGUAGUGGCGGUUUCAAGGACAAUGUCAAAUCAGAAGGGGAGUUGCUUUCGGAGGUGGUUUCUGUGCUUAACAAGUCUGGGGCUAAAUAUUCGAUCCUGUAUGCUUCUCAACCCUAUGGUUUGUUGGAGAACACUUCCGAACUGCCACUGGCCAGGUACCUUGCAGAGAAGACCAAUGAAACUAAACCCAUCCUAGAGAAAUGCGAUGGAGAGUGCCAACUAAAAUCAACUCUCCUGGAAGGAGUUUUUGUGGGAUUGGUGCUGCUUAUCAUCUUGAUCUCAGGACUCUGCUGCAUGAUGGGGAUUGAUACUCCAUCAAGGUUCGAGGCUGCCCAGGAUUAAACUUGAGUUGAUUUUAAAGCAGAUCAGAUAUGGAUGGCCAGUGUUUCCCUGGUUUGCACUGUGGAUAUAGUUAGCUUCCUAUUAAAAGGUGCAUUGUGUAUUUUUCCGACCCAAAACUUCAGCUUUCAGUGAUCGAUUUUUUGUUGUAAUAUCGCAUUCCCAUAUCCACGGAGAUCUGAGCCUUUGCAAACUGCUCCACGCGCAAGGCCUGUGUUGUAGUAUCAGACCUGCUACCAGUUUUCUCUGUGCAUAGCCUUGAAUUGAGGUAGCCAAAUAAGAUGGUUGAUGGUGCUGUCCAUCUAAUAAAAUCUUUCUAUUAUUGUUCA